Molecule: messenger RNA, 5228 nt
Organism: Xyrauchen texanus (razorback sucker)
Lineage: Eukaryota; Metazoa; Chordata; Actinopteri; Cypriniformes; Catostomidae
Gene: mdfic
Product: MyoD family inhibitor domain containing
Exons: 5
Coding region: 317-1078 (253 amino acids)
Source: RefSeq, a predicted model, not a curated record
GUUUCAGCUCAAACUUUCUCCUGCAACAGCAGCAGCUCGAGCGCGCGUAGGACGCUCGCGCUCAAACUCAUUGAUCUGCCACAUCUUGACAGUGACUUUUGAACACUUUUUCAGAUGAAUUUGAAAAGUUUUACAGGGGUUUGAUCCUCUAAAGACGGUAACUUUUUAUUUUUUUAUCCUAACGGGACGCGGUUUUGCCUGAAGAAAGGAUGCGAAUGAAGACGUUUGGGAGUUGACAUGUUUGAAAGGUUCGACUCUUGAUUACGUAAGAUUACGUUUUCGGGUGUGUUUAGUAUCUAAACUAGAAGUCUGGCUCAUGUCCUCGGAGACUAUCUUACCUCCGGAGGGGCCUGAAGGGCCAAAAAAACAGCUCCAACAGGAAACAAGUCUACUUCUGUCCAACUCACCAGAUAAAUGCAACAGUUGCACUGAUGAAUCACCAAACUCUACAGAAACAUCCAAAACUUCGCUACUCGGAGAUCACAAUGCAGAUGAGCAGUGUCACAUGACCGGGGAGAGCCACACCCGUGAUGACCUUGUUAGAACUCAACCUCAGCCUCUGCCCCAGCCAGCGACAUCCCUACAGCAUGCCAGUGACAGAGAGGCUGCCAGGCAACAAAACAGCCUGCACACAACGCUAAGUAAUGGCCACAGCACGCCGUGUGGAGUCACGCAGCCCCCCGCCACCGAGCCCAGAAAACACCCGCCGCCUGUCUCGCACCGUGUGCAGAGAAAGCUUCGCUCCAGUCUGUCUGUCAACAGUGACACCAGCCGAAGGAGUAAAAUAAGCUCGACGGGUUCAUAUAAACCUGGCUCCACUCCAGAGGACUGCUGUGUCCACUGCAUCCUGGCCUGCCUGUUUUGUGAAUUUCUCACACUGUGCAAUAUGGUGGUGGCUCAGGCCUCGUGCGGCACCUGUACGUCAGAAGCCUGCUGCUGCUGUUGCUGCGCAGAUGACCUGGGAGACGACUGCAACUGCCCCUGUGACAUGGACUGUGGCAUCAUGGAUGCCUGCUGCGAGUCGUCGGACUGCCUGGAGAUCUGUAUGGAGUGUUGCGGAAUCUGUUUCCCAACAUAAAAGCCCAUGCAGAUGACAGCCAGGACAGAUAUAGAGUGGAGUGGAGUGUGUGUGUGUGUGUGUGUGUGUGAAAGAGAGAAUGAGAGCUCGAGAGUGUGUUCUUUUGCUCAAGAUGGCCAUGUAGAGGUCAUGUAAACUGUACAAAAAUACAUUGCAUACUUAACCCUGUAGACUAAAACUACAAUAAGACGCUUAAUAUUUAAAAGGCUAAUUCACCCAGAAAUGAAAAUUCUGUCAUUUUAUUUCAACACUGUAUGGCUUAUGUAUGGUCACCAUUCACUUUUAUUAAAUCUUUUCCAUACAAUAAAAGGGAAUGGGGACUGAGGCUGUGCCUCAAACAGUCUGCCUAACAGCUCUUUUUGCCAAAAAGAAGAAAGGAAAAAAGUCAUGCAUGUUUGAGUUUGAGUAAAUAAUGACAUUAUUUUCUAUUUUGGGCCUUAAAUCAGAUAAUCAAUGCUAUAUAAUCAAUGCUAAUAAUAUAUCAGAGCUUGUCUUUUUGUAUCCUAUUUUACUGUUUUCGUCCCUUUUAACUAAUUUCUUUGUUGUUUUUUUAAGAUAUAUCCUACUUAAGAAUUGUAUUAACUCUGAAAUGUUGAACUGAAAACUGAGCAGACAUCAGAUGACUUGAGUCCGCUCUGCACAUCACUGUAAUUUGAGUAGAAACAGAACGCUUUCACACUGUCAGAGGUCAAGCCUUUGUGGGUGCUAAGUGGGAUUCUUAUUUAAAAAAUGUUUUUAUUGUUUGUUUUGAAAAAGGAGAGGGCUUUUUAAGUGAUGGCCAAUUUGGAAGUCUUUAUUUAAGCAGUGUCUACUGUAUGUCACUUCAUUAAAAGUUUCCAAGUUUAAAAAUAAAAAUAAAAAUAGGACAUCCAAUGAUAUUAGCAGUUGGGUUGAUGGAAAGUGAUUUUAAGGUUGGAUGAAUUAACUGGGUACAUGCUAUACUUUAGAAUGUGCAGUGGCCCAAAAGUAUUUGGAUGCUUAAGCCAAGCUUAAAAUGUACGAUGUAAUUGCAUUAGAUACAAUAGCAAACCAAGCUGCAUUUAUUUUUUUACACAGUGGCAAAUCAUUUAAAAGUCAUGGCAAAAAAAAACAAGGCUGAGAAAAGUUACUUCUGACUUGUUUGCAGAUGCCACUUGCUUUAAUAUUUUGUUAUCUAAUGCAGUGACAUGUAAUUAAUAAGGAUCUAAAAAAUACAGUGUAAACUUUUUUAUUCUUUAUUUCAUUUCUUUAUUUGCUUCUCUAAACUAGGACAACCCUUCUUGCCUCACUUUUAAGUAAAUACUGGAUACACUAUUGCAAAGUGCUGUUUUCCUUGACCGUAGUAGUCUGUAUUACAUUGCCUAAGGCCUUUGCAAAUUGUAAAAAUAUGUAAUUUCUCUGCAUUAUGUAAGCUAAAGUUAGCAUCAAUGUUAACACAGUUGGUUUUUCUUCAUAGUGUGUAAUGCUUUUGGUAUGUCAUAUGUGUUUGUGACUCGGCUUACUCAUCUCGUCGAAACUGCUUAUGAUAUACUUGCGAAACUGCACCUCUUAGAACACCGUGUGACUGUACUGACCCGAAACGUUCAAGAAAAAUAGGUUAAAAGGUGAACUACUUGACCUCUCUUACCUCUCCUGAAUCAGAUAGUUCUUGUUUUUUUGACAAGACCCACUUACAGACCUUAACUAACAAAGACAUUUACAGUGAAGAUUCAAAGGAAAUGUAUGCAAUAAUUUAGUUGAAUUCUUAGGCUAAGCAGUUCUUUGUUACUGUAAGUGCUAUUCAUAUGAAUAAUGUGCAUUCUUUAUUUUAAUAGUCAGGAAAAGUCAAGCUGAACUCGAGUUACAUUUUUUUAGAUAUUUCUCGUUUACAAAUUAAACGAUUUCCCAAUUAAUUUGGCAGAAUUCAAGCUAGCUUGCAUUUAAAAAAACAAAUCACUUCUCUCAUCUAAGAGCAAAUAAAUUAAUUAAUAAAUAUAUACUGUAAAUAUAUCAUACCUGUUUAAUUAAAAAACAAAAAAUCUAUUUUUCAGAGACUAUUUAAACACUCAAAUCAGGAUUAAUCAAAAUGUGUCUUUCAGGAGUUAAUUGCAAUUCCAGACGACCAGACAAAACAACCGUCUACGAAAAAUGGCCUUUAAAAAAAAAAAAAAAAAGAAAAAGGAUUAAUAUGUGCCAAAUAUAAAAAUACAGGUGCCAUAUUUUUUUUAUACAUUUCUGAAGAGAAUGUGAACAGAGCUUACCAUAUUUAUCUUUUCUCAUAAAGCAAACUGUACUUAAAUCGAUGUUUUAAUGUUUUUCUUUGUCCUACAGUUUUUCAAUGUCUUUUAGUAUGUACUUGUUUCUUAAUGGACCAUAAAAAUUACAUUUUUCUAAAAAUAAAAUGGUAAACUGGAGAUUAAGAAAUCUGCUUGUGAUGCUCAAUUGUGUUAUUAUUCACUGAAAGCAGGAAGCCGCCCGUGGAAGGAAUGUUUAUCAGGUGCCGAUGUCAUGCAUCGGUGCAGCUGGGCUGUUUCCCAUUGCCUUCAGAUAUGCAGUAAUUGAGUAACAUGCACAAGGUUCAGAGAAGGAUUUAAUGUGUAUCGUUAGCAUCAGAGUCUGUGUAUCGAGUUGUAUCUCUGUAGAGAUUUGAAAGGUUUGUGAUAGUUUCAGGACUGAGUGUCAAGCUGAAUUAAAUGUUAGAGAAAGUUGUUCACUAGUUAAAUUGGGUAUGUGUAUUUGCUGCUGGUGUUACUAGUAACAUUUACUUGUGAUAAUCUGAUACGGUCCUGAAUAUUGACUGAUGUUUUGCCAUUUUGAGAUUAUUGGCAUUGUGUGAUAACUGUGCAGAUUAACAGAAGUUGUAGUUACCCCUCGUGUCAGUUCCAGAAUCGACCAACAGCCUUGUCAAUAGAUAUUUUCUGUUUUCAUAUAUUUUAGUGAAUUAUGAAUUAUUUAAUUAUGAGUGUAAAAUUAUGAUAAAUAUGUUUUCAAUAUUCAUCUUGACAUACUUGAUUCUGGUCGGUCAAAUUGCAGCAUUCAGCAGUUAUAUUUUUGUUUAAUGAUUGUGUAAUUAUUAAUUUGGCAAGCAGCCGUGCAAUGAUCAUGUUAACAUACACUGAGAUGGUCAUAAUUGCAAAAUAAACACCAACAGGGUGAUCGGGUCUUGUAUUGCCCUAAAGGGGUUCAUUUUGUGAUAAUGACCAGCUCACUGAACAUGCUGAUGUAUUGGGAAGAUUGGGGCAAGUAGUCAAACUUUUAGCUGCAAUGAAUUUCUUAGGGUAGGUUUAUUUUUCAAAGUCUAUUUCUAUAUAGCCACACACCUUAAAGUCUUGUGAACAAAAAAAGCUUAUGAACAUUGUUGCAUUUAAUUCCCAGGAAAAGAAUUAAGCAAAUUGAACACACUUUGACCUUUUUGUGACAUCCUGCCCCAAUAGCGGGUUAUCUACAAUCGAUAAAUUGUAUACGUUUAUGACUUUUAAAACACGUGACAGCCCGACAUUAAUUUGAAACCACUUGUCCUAAUAACCCAUUUAAACCUUUCGGUAAACUCUUCCUUAAUAAUAAUAUACUGUAGUUGACCCUUGCCUUAAUGUAUGUUUACCGAAGAGAUGUAUAUAAAUAAAAAAAUAUAUAUGAUAGUUAAAAUGUACUUUGGAGGGUAGAAUUACAGCCCUUGACAACCUAACCAUGUUACAACUUGUCCUGGUCUUCCCUAUAUAUUCAUAUUAUUGCAUGCCUACUUGCUUGGCUGAUAUGUAAUUGCACUGGCUGACUGUGCUUAUGCCUUACAUAUUUGCCAUUUGUUUCUUUGUUUUAUAGAAAUCGAAAUUAGACCAGGCUGGAAAUUGGCUAUUGAAAAUCUCAUCAUAUUCCAAACGUUGCCUGUACAACCGGAACCUGACCACCACUGUUGCGUAAGUCAGAAGGAACUACAUCCUUUCCCACUGGUGGUGGUCUUCCCUGACCUAUGACAAACAUCUCCCCCUGUUAACCUCUCAAUUAACCUCAAACAACCCCACCUGUGCUGCCUUCUGUUCAAGUCCCCCCUCACCCCCCAUUCCAUUUGUCAUUUUCUGCCCGAUACCACCUGCCAGGAAAUUACCGCCUUAUUUCACUAAUGGCAAUGCUGAAAAUAUUGGAAGUCAUCUCUAAUCACAUGGGAGAGGUUUUUUCUCUAUAUUCUUCCUAUUCA